Penicillium canariense is the source of this 2355-nucleotide messenger RNA. RefSeq lists its product as uncharacterized. The coding region runs from base 1 to 2355 and encodes 784 amino acids. The record is from RefSeq and is a predicted model, not a curated record. Lineage: Eukaryota; Fungi; Ascomycota; Eurotiomycetes; Eurotiales; Aspergillaceae. The transcript has a single exon.
AUGGUAAAGAUACGGGUGGCUUUAGCCCUGUUCAUCGCAUUCUCUUCCUCCCAUGCCCAGAACGCUCCAUUUGGCCAGACCUCCAUCCGAAAAUACACUCUUGAUGACAUCGUACCAACUACCGACAAGGCUACUGGGCAUGUGAAAUGCUGCCCUGAAGGCGCCGCAUUUGAUGGCCAGAGAUGUGUCCUUGCCGGUCCAGUUUGCCCCGAAGGUAGCACCCCCGAUGGUGACAAGUGUAUUUUCCACGCAAAGCCGUUCUGUGAGCCUGGAUAUGAAUACAAGAACACACUUUGCGUGACUGAAAAGCCUCCCGUCUGUGACACUGCAACUAUUUUGAAAGACGGUCACUGCGUUCUCGAAAGGCAGGCCGACUGUGGACCUGGAUAUCUCCUGGAGGGCAACGUCUGUGUUUCCCAGGCGCCCCCUGUCUGCCUCGACGGCGAACGAUUCAACGGAAAAUCUUGCGCCUCCAUCCAACCACCGAAAUGCCAAGAUGGCUCCAAGCUCGAAAGCGGCCUCUGCAUCGAUGAGAAGCCCCCGGGGUGUCCCAAGGGAUCCUCAUUUGACAACAAAAGCUUCCGAUGCAUUUCUGUAGGGGUUCCAAGUUGUCCGGAGAGUACGGUCCUGAAAGAUAGCCAAUGCUUCUCGACCACUCCCCCGGCAUGCCGUGGGGGCGGUACUUUCAACCGAAAGACUGGAUCAUGUACUAUUUCCGAGCAACCCCAGUGCCCUCCUGGAUCCAAGCUGGAUGACAAGAAGUGCGUCUAUGAAGGCCCAUUGGAGUGUCAGCCGGGAAUGACUCUUUCGAUCGAUAACGCUCACGGAACGUCUCGUUGCUGCCCAUCCAACAUGGCCUGGGACGGGGAGGUAUGCGUGGCCAGGCCAAUUGACGGGAAGUGUGUCGACGAUCGUCCCCCGGUCAAUGGGCUCUGCAAGAAGCACUCCAAUCCUCAACCCCGGUGUCCUGCAAAUACUACCCUCGAGGGUAGCCGGUGUGUUUUGCAACAGCCCCCCACAUGCCCUCCAGGAACCUAUCUGGAGGGCGAGCAUUGUGCUGUCGUCGGAAAGGCAGAGUGUCCGGAGGGUCUGGUCCAGGUCGGAGGGGACUGCAUAUUCCAAGGUCCUCCUACUUGUCCCGGGGGCAACAAUCUGGAAGGUGGCAAAUGUGUCAGUUAUAUUCCGCCGACAUGCGACGAACCUGCGAAAUGGGAUGGUAAACGUUGUAUCAUCAACGGUCGCGCUCAUUGUGAGCAGGGCAUUCACCAGGGCGAUUACUGCAUCACUGGAAGCCCGCCGGAAUGCAAAGAUGGCGCUACAUUUGAUGGCACCCGAUGUGUCUCGAAGGCAGUUCCUCAGUGCCCUGCUGGAUCCGUUCUCAGUGAAAUUGGCCACUGCAUUACUGGUAUUCCCCCCAAAUGUCCCCCCGACACAAAACUCCAGGACAGUAACUGCGUAUACGGUGCCGCCAAAUGCCCGUCCGGCCAGGCAUUCCUGAACGGACGCUGCGAAAGUACAGGAACUCCCCAAUGCCCACCGAACUUUGUCUGGAAGGACCGAAAAUGUGUUCACAUCGUUGAAGAGCAUUGUGAGCCUGGUUUCGUGCUUAAGGACGGCCAAUGCAUUUCUGGAGCUGCCCCUGACUGUGGAAGCUUGACGUUCAACGGAAAAGCCUGUGUCGGUCCAAAGGCCCAUUGCCCCGAGGGAACCUACCUUGAUGGCGACAACUGCUUCUCAUUGAUCGAUGCCCAUUGCCCAUCUGGUUUCAAGUUUGAUGGCAGGAAAUGCAGCUCUGAGAAGCCUCCUCAAUGCCCGCCGGAAACUACCUAUGACAAAGUCAGCCAGAAUUGCAUCUCUAUUACGAAGCCUCGCUGUCCUACCAACCAGAUUUUCAACGGAAAAUACUGUGCCGUUGUCACCGGUGCCUGCAUGGAUUUCCAGUUCUGCCCGACAGAAUCUUACGGUUCCCAGACUCAGCAGCCUAACUAUAAUGUGCCUUUCGGCCAGGUCCCUCUCGGUGGCCAGCAGUCCAUUCCUGGUACGGGCCAAGGUACUGGUACUGGCUGGGGAGGCAAUUGGAACGAACCGCCAAAUAUUGGAGCGGGUCAAGGUACUGAUACGGGCUGGGGGGCAACUGGAACGAACAGCCAAAUGUCGGCGCAGGUCGAGGUGCUGGCACUGGCUGGGGAGGCAAUUGGAACGAACAGCCAAAUGUCGGAACAUCCGCCCAAGCCAAUGGUGGCUGGGCUGAACAGCCCAUCGUGGGCUAAACGCAUGACGCGAGCCACCAAACCAAUACGGAGAUUACCUGAAGCACGACAAAUGGCCAUUUACCGGGAUUAUCUGUUGAACUGA